GCGCGGCUAAGCCUGUCGUCUCCGCGGGACGCAGCUGCGCCGCCUGCCCAAGGUGCUGGAGGGCGGCCUUCCGCAGAUGCCGCGCACCGUCCUGGAGACCGACGUGCCGCAGCUCUUUCGCGAGCCCUACAUCCGCGCCGGCUACCGGCCCACAGGCCACCGCUGGCGCUACUACUUCCUCAGCCUCUUCCAGAAGCACAACGAGGUGGUGAACGUGUGGACGCACCUGCUGGCGGCGCUGGCCGUGCUGCUGCGCUUCCGCGCCUUCGCCGAGGCCGAGGCGCUGCCCUGGGCGCCGCACGCGCUGCCGCUGCGCCUCUUCGCGCUGUCCUCCGUGGCCUACCUCACGUGCAGCCUGCUGGCGCACCUGCUGCAGUCGCGCUCCGAGCUGGCGCACUACACGCUCUACUUCGCGGACUACGUGGGCGUCAGCGUGUACCAGUACGGCAGCGCGCUGGCGCACUUCUUCUACAGCUCCGACCAGGCGUGGUACGAGCGCUUCUGGCUCUUCUUCCUGCCCGCCGCCGCCUUCUGCGGCUGGCUGUCGUGCGCCGGCUGCUGCUACGCCAAGUACCGCUACCGCAGGCCGUACCCGGUGAUGCGGAAGGUGUGCCAGGUGGUGCCCGCGGGGCUGGCCUUCGUGCUGGACAUCAGCCCCGUGGCGCACAGGGUGGCGCUGUGCCACCUGGCCGGCUGCCAGGAGCGCGCCGCCUGGUUCCACACCCUGCAGAUCCUCUUCUUCCUGGUCAGCGCCUACUUCUUCUCCUGUCCGGUGCCCGAGAAGUACUUCCCCGGGGCCUGUGACAUCGUGGGGCACGGCCACCAGAUCUUCCAUGCCUGCCUGUCUGUGUGCACGCUGUCCCAGCUGGAGGCCAUCCUCCUGGACUACCAGGGCCGCCGCGAGAUCUUCUUGCAGCGCCACGGCCCCACGGCUGUCUACGCGGCGUGCCUGUCCUUCUUCGUCUUGACCGCCUGCAGUGCUGCCACGGCAGCUCUCCUGAGGCACAAAGUCAAGGCCAGACUGAUCAAGAAAGACUCCUGAGGCUGAUGGGUGGGCCUGAGGUGUGGAGCCGUCCCUUGUGGGUCGGGGAAUACUUGAUGCGCCAACAGAAGUUGGCUUCUCAGUUUUAAGUGUUGAUUUUUAAAUUAAUAUGUAUUUCCAGGGAUACACUAUGGCUGCAGCAUUUCAAAUCCAAAGGAUUCAAAAGUUUUGUUAGUAAAAGGAAAAUUCCUUUUUCUUCUGGGUCAUUGUCUUACAAGAGAAGGGAUGUUAGAUAAAACUUACGGGACACAGAACUAGAAAGAACCAUCUUCUUGUCUGAAAAUGUAGCAGAAUUCUCAUUGUGGAUUCCAGAGUCCUAGAACUGAGUGGAUAUUAGAAUUAUGUUGGGAAGUAAGCAAGUGGUUGGCCCUCAUCCUACUUGAAUAGCUAUUCCACUGUGCUGGUCUUUGGCACAGUCUUACUGGAUUUCAGAAUACCUCGAAUGGAAAGUCAAUACUCGAGAUGAUUUAGUGAAAGCCUUCCACAUAAUGAAUUCCUUGGUUCACCUGACUUCUGGUCCCUACUGUAACACCCUUUUCUCAGGACACCUGUCUGCCUGGCUUAGUCUGAAGUAGUGUUUACUCCCAUCCCUAUUUUGCAUGAUAAUAUAAAGGACUCUGAAGCAGUCUUAGGUACUCCUGGAAAUGUUUGGAGCCAUGUGCGCUUCCAGGAAGCUUAACUCCGACAUAAUACCAAUGUAACCCUACUAGAAAGUUCAGUGCCAAGACCUCCCAGGAGGCCCAGCCACCAAGCACAGACUUUCUUGCUGGGUUUGUGUCUUGGGACCUUUCUGUUUUAUGCAGUAGACUGCAGGAUUGUUUGAGAACUAUUAAAUAGGGCAGCCUUACAGACCAGUAGGCCUGGGGUUGCUCUGGGGACCUUCCAGAUUUGACCAGCAUGUUUAAAAUGCCUUUGAUAGAGUGUACUGGUUCUAAGGACCCUCUGGGGGAUCUGAUUAUUCCAAGAGGAUUUUAAGGUCUAGUCUACUAUGUAGAUGCUGCCCCAUGAAGAAGGGGAUGUAAUUCAGGGUUCUCAGGCAAGCAGUUCUGCCUCACGUUUCAGCAGAACCCUUAAUAUAGUCAAGUCCUGGCCAAGUAAACACGAAUGCUCACUGUGGUUGAUCCCUGAAGCCUCUUUGAGUAAGAGUGAAUGAAUGAGGCACCUGGCAGCCCAAACUUUCUGUUAGGAACAUGCUGCCCUGCGGACUCUGUGGGACGGUGAUACUUACACUCCAUGUGUUCAGGCUACACAGCCCUCUCUAGGGCGACUUCUGCACUGAUCCAAUGAAGGCGACUGCAUCGGAGGAAGGGCUUCGGAGCCCAUUCUUCACAGGGCGCGCUCUCCACGGCGCCUGCUCUUCACAGGCUGCGUUACCCCGCAGUAGCACGUCCCUGUUUAUUAAAUGAAAGUGGCCUGUUUGAACUUGAGUUGGAGAAGCCUCUAUUAUGAGAUUACUUUUUUUGUCUUCAAGCCUUUGUGUUUUUCUUUGAGAGAUUUGUGAGUUUUGUGCCUUAUAAAUGGAAAUGUAUGAACACUUUAAUAUAUGCAUAUGUGGUAUUUUCUGUUUGGGAUUAUUGAAAUGAGAAAAAAUUAAUUGUCUAACUAGUGACUAAAAGAAACCUCAGAUAGUUAUAAUUACUUAUCAAGAUUGCAGUCUGUAUUUUGACAAAAAAAAAUCACCUGAAGAUUUCCUUUAAUCUUUAAAUCAAAAAAGCAUGUGUCCUGUCAGCUACAUUGUUUUGCUACAUGAAUUUCUUGUUGAUCCUCAAGUAUCUGAACUUUUUAUGCUACCUAAGUGUCUUACACAAGCUUCUGGUUGUCCAGGCCAAAUUCACAGCAAAUAAAGUCAACAAAAUGGAACUGGGUUGAACUGAAAGAAGUGUGUGUGUGGCUGAAGCAACAGGUACUGAACAGAAUUACAGGGGAAAUGAGCAAACACUUCAGUAGGGCUCAGUUUAAAAUGAGGAUCUAGUAGUGUUUAUAAGGUCUCUUACUAUGCAUUCAAGGACCAUACUCUUGGUCCUCGAAAGUUAGUGGGAGGAAAACGAGGGAGGACGGUGUGAACCAAGCUCUUGAGUAUAACUGGUGGUACCGGUGGAAAUCGGAUCACAGCUAGAUUGUCAUUUAAAGCUAUGUCUCAUAGUCGCUUGUCAUGCAGACUGGCCUUGAAUUUAUGAUCCACCUGCUUCAGCUUCCCCAGUGCUGAGAUUAUAGGCAGGUGCCACCACGUCUAGCUGUCACCUACAUGUUUUUAGGAGGGACAGCAACUAGAUAGUGACCUGCAAGUGGAUGCUCAAGUCCUUGCCAGCCUGCACACUGCUGCUGCUGGUCCAGAGACCACACACAGGGAAGCACUAAGCUCUGCCAUACUGCCAGUUUUUAUUUUAGCUUACUCAAGUACCCUCAAAUAAUGGAACUGAGGAUUCUCUCUUUUUUUU
Octodon degus (degu) is the source of this 3480-nucleotide messenger RNA. RefSeq names its product progestin and adipoQ receptor family member 8 (gene Paqr8). NCBI's taxonomy places the organism in Eukaryota, Metazoa, Chordata, Mammalia, Rodentia, Octodontidae. Gene Ontology annotation, molecular function: steroid binding; nuclear steroid receptor activity. The transcript has 2 exons. Gene Ontology annotation, biological process: response to steroid hormone. Bases 77 to 1042 code for a protein of 321 amino acids. The record is from RefSeq and is a predicted model, not a curated record. Gene Ontology annotation, cellular component: plasma membrane.